AUGUUCGUCCAAACUAUCCUUCUGAUCCUCCUGCCUCUGGUGGUUUCUUACUUCAUCAAACGGAUCCGCUACUCCCGCUUCCAGAAGUAUGCCGACUGGCCGCAACUCCCUCCCUCCCUCAUCUGGGGCCACAUGAAAGCGCUCCACGAGUUUAUUGCCCGAGGUGAGGAGAGAAGGCAUAUCGACAUCGUAUUUCAAGAGAUCCAGGAACAUCUGGGGAAUCCCCCUCUCGUUCUCUACGAUCUCCGGCCUGUAGAGUUUCGACUCUGUGUGGUUGGGAGUCAUGAGGUCGCAGAACAAAUUGCCCGGAGCUCCAAGAGCUUUCCGUACAGUAUGAAGAAGUCACCCACGAUGGGCGCGCUGGAGCCUUUGUUGGGACCGUAUUCCAUCAUCACGCAGCAGGGAGAGCACUGGAAGGGUCUACGCAAGCGGUUCAACCCGGGAUUUGCGCCUCAGCACCUCGUUACUUUGCUGCCAUGUAUCCUGGACAAGGCGAUACAGUUCACUGAUAUUCUUGACGGGUACGCUCGUAGUGGAGAGGAAUUAUCCCUCGACGAGCGAUGCGUCAGCCUUACCUUUGAUAUUAUCGGCGCAGUAACAAUGGACAAAGACUUCCAUGCCCAGCUAGACCGCAGCAAGCAGGAUGAACUCGUCCGUCUCUACCGUGAGCUAACGACCACAUACCGUAGAGGCAGCAGUGUGCAAUGGGACUGGCUGGACCCCCGCAUGAACUGGAGGCGUCGAACUCUAUCCCGACGCAUCGAUCACCUGAUAGCUGAACACAUCAAAACGAAGUUUGCUGAGCUCAAGUCCAAAUCGACGGAGAAGCGCUCCCGGAGUGUUCUCUCUCUAAGCCUACAGGACAUCGACCAACUUAAUCCCCUUGUCAUUCAGGAAACAUGCGACCAGCUCAAAAGCUUCCUUUUCGCCGGUCACGAUACCACCAGUGUCGUAUUGCAGUGGACCUUCUAUAUCCUCAGUCGCACCCCACGCGUGCUGGAUAAAGUUCGCCGCGAACUAGACGACCUCUUCGGCCCAGACCCGUCCCCCGCAGCCGUGCAAGAGAAGCUCCUAGCCCCAGGCGGAGAAGAACUCCUACAGCGGAUGUCCUAUACCUCUGCUGUGAUCAAGGAAAUUCUGCGACUGUACCCUCCAUCCGGAUCAGCGAGAUACAUGCCCCCAGGCUCAGGCUUCAACGUGCAAUUACCAGACGGGAAGACGCUCUGCCUAGACGGAGUGGUCAUCUAUCUCAACGCGACACUCGUCCAUCGUGAGGAGAAAGUGUACGGACCGACAAAAGAUGAAUUCAUCCCCGAGCGGUGGCUGGGAAACACCGAUACCGGUCUAGGACUGAUCCCGGAUGGCGCGGAGAAUCAGGGGGAUGGGGAUGGUUCGGUCGCAAGCGCCCAUGUUCCCGCCAGCGCGUGGAGACCGUUCGAGCGCGGCCCGCGCAACUGUAUUGGUCAAGAGCUAGCCAACCUGGAGGCCCGGGUAAUCCUGGCGUGUACGGUUCGGCGCUUCGAUUUCGAGAAGGUGGGCGUGGGAGCACUUGCGCGGGAUGCGACUGGGGCGCCUAUCUUGGAUGCUGCUAAGGGGCAGUAUGAGGUGGAGACGGAAUUGUUUAAUACUAUGCAGGUCACCGCGAAGCCUAUUGAUGGGACGGUGGUGAAAGUUCAUCUUGCUGAGAGAGCCACCUAA
Aspergillus tubingensis is the source of this 1698-nucleotide messenger RNA. RefSeq names its product cytochrome P450. The coding region runs from base 1 to 1698 and encodes 565 amino acids. NCBI's taxonomy places the organism in Eukaryota, Fungi, Ascomycota, Eurotiomycetes, Eurotiales, Aspergillaceae. Gene Ontology annotation, molecular function: iron ion binding; oxidoreductase activity, acting on paired donors, with incorporation or reduction of molecular oxygen; heme binding. The transcript is spliced from 5 exons. The record is from RefSeq and is a predicted model, not a curated record.